Dreissena polymorpha is the source of this 2958-nucleotide messenger RNA. RefSeq names its product glucose dehydrogenase [FAD, quinone]-like. Bases 716 to 1780 code for a protein of 354 amino acids. NCBI's taxonomy places the organism in Eukaryota, Metazoa, Mollusca, Bivalvia, Myida, Dreissenidae. The transcript has a single exon. Gene Ontology annotation, molecular function: flavin adenine dinucleotide binding; oxidoreductase activity, acting on CH-OH group of donors. The record is from RefSeq and is a predicted model, not a curated record.
CCUGUUUGGUGCUUGCUAUAGCACUAUAUUUCGCGUACAGACAAGGCGACCCAAUGCAUAACGUGUUACAGGGACACACAGACGAAGAAUAUGAUUAUAUUAUAGUCGGAGCCGGGUCAGCUGGUUCAGUGGUUGCGGCAAGGCUAGCCGAAUACCCCGAUAACAAGAUAUUGCUAUUAGGAGCAGGCGGGCAUUAUUCGGAAAGGCCUAGCUUUUUUCAGAGUCCCUUAAUGUGGGCCAUGUCUCUGAAGACUGAAUACGAUUGGGAGUACUACACAGAACCACAGAAAAAAUCCUAGUUUCGGUUUGAAGGGCCACAGAAGCUAUUGGCCAAGAGGGCGCGUUUUAGGCGGGACAAGUUGCAUAAAUGGCGUCUAAUACACAAGGGGAAGCUCAUUUGAUUUUGACGAAUGGGAGGCGGCUGGAUGUACAGGGUGGGGCUAUAAGGAAGUGCUCCCCUAUUUCCUGAAAUCCGAAGACAUACACAUUGAAAGCUUGAAAUCCUCUCCGUACCAUAGCCAGGGAGGGCCCAUUGCCGUAUCGUACGGUUACGUGACCGAGCUUAAUGACCACAUUUUAAAGGCUGGACAACGACUUGGAUAUGACGUCACUGAUUAUAACGGAAAAGAUCAGCAUUGGUUCAGCACUUUGCCCAAAUCUCUUCGAGAUGGUGUAAGAAGCAGCACUGGAUUGGAAUACAUUGGUAAAAAAACAAAUGAGAAAUUUGCACGUUUCACUGCAAAGUUUUGCAACGAAAGUUCAAAUCGACGAAAGCGAUAAAACAGCAAAAGGCGUUUAUUAUAUCAAGGACGGCAGAAAACACUACGUAAAAGCAAGGCGUGAGAUUAUUCUUUCUGGCGGAACAAUAAAUACUCCUCAACUGCUUUUGUUAUCCGGUAUAGGGCCCAGUAGCCACCUCAAAGAAAAGAAUAUUCCAGUAAUAGCUGAUUUACCUGUAGGACAGAAUUUACAAGACCAUUUGUAUAUACCACUGUUGUCACAUAUCAACCAAAGUUUGAGCAUUACCAGAGAUGGCGUCGAAAGCUACUGGAUGAAACUCCUUUACGCGCUACUGGGAAAAGGUAUAUAUUCUACUUCUUCGCUAGACACUUCAGCGUUUCUGCAUUUAGAGAAGGCUAACGUUGGAAAGAGGUAUCCGGAUAUUCAAAUGAUCUUUUUCGCAACAUUGUUUUCAGUAAACGUGUUAAAUUAUGAAGGUCACAUAGCGAGUGCGCUGCUGAAUAGUGACGCAAACCAGCACGGCUUUACAACUGCUCUAUGUCUUACGAGACCGUUCAGUCGGGGGCAAAUUACACUGAAAAGUAACGAUCCGUUCGACCAUCCGACUAUUGACCCGAAAUUCUUAGAGGACGAAAGAGAUGUGAAAACUCUGAUUGGAGGAAUCCGUAUAUGGGAGAAGCUAAUGGAGACACCAGAUAUGAAGGCACUGGGCGUUGAUAUCGACCGGAUGAAGAUGCCCUUCUGUUCGAAUCACAAGUUCCGCUCUGAUGAGUACUGGGAAUGUCUCAUACGUCACAUCGGGAUCACCGAGUAUCACCAUUCUGGAACUUGCAAGAUGGGACCGAUAGAUGAUCCUAGAACAGUGGUUGACCCUGAGUUGAGGGUCAAAGGAAUUAAAAGUCUUCGUGUUGCGGACGCGUCUGUGUUUCCAAAUGUUACUUCUGGCAAUACAAAUGCUCCAUCCAUUAUGGUGGGAGAAAAGGCAGCAGAUUUGAUCAGAGGAAAAGACACAGUUUCUGAAUUUCGCAGAAAUAUUUGAUAUAUUUUUGUACUGUACCGAGAUCAAAGUUUAUAUAAAGUGAUGUACACACGCUGUUUUGCCAAUUAUAAGUGUUUUGAAGCACACCGUGCAAUCGACUAACGCAUCGUCUGUGGUUCAUCCAUCGGCUGCGACACUGUAUACAUGUCGGUUUAAAGCGUAGUGUAAGCUUUUCCAUAUUCUACAUUUUUUCACAUUCUAACGGAUUUCUUUAAAAGCAAGCAGCUAGGAAGAUAGGGAUUACGUUCACAAAGUCCUUCUUACUUAGGCUCUCAAAGAACACACGCAAACCUGCUCAAUUCAAUACGUAAAAUACACUACGCUUUUAACCUGCAUGUAUACAGUGUCGCAGCCGAUGGAUGAACCACAGACGAUGCGUUAGUCGAUUGCAGUCCGCACAGGCUAAUCAUGGACGACAUUUUCCGCAUAAACUGGAUUUUUGCGAAGAAGAGACUAUUAUGAAACGAAAAAUAUCAUAAAAGCGGAAAGUGUCGUCCCUGAUUAGCCUGUGCGGACUGCACAGUCUCAUCUGGGACGGCACUAUACGCACAUGCAUUAAACCCCCUUUUCACAGAGCGCGGUCCAUAUGAUCAUUUAGCGGACCAGUAAAAUACAGCAGAGAGAGGCCACACAUACACGCCUUUAAGAUUGUCAAUGGCUAAAAUUGUUUAUUGUGUUUCUACAUGUUGUUCGUCAAUCAGUGUUUAAUACGUGUAUUAUUUCAACUGAGGUACUUUAUUCCUUCACAUCGAAAUAUUUUAGUCAAUAUGCAUUAAUUACAUUGUGUUAACACUUAUAAGAGCAGUAACAUUAGUUCCGAAGUACAUUCUAUUAUAUCAUAUGUCUCAAGAAAUUUAAAUAAUUUAAUAUUUCCACUUGCCGAAAUCUCAAUCGAUCUGCAGCGAUGUGUGAAUACACAGGGUCAUUUUGUCAUACACCAAGUGGGAAAUUAAAAAAAAAUUGAAAAGUUCUUUUAAAAUGGCAAAGCAAUAGUAGAUUGGUACAUAAUUAAUGAGAUGAUGUAUUAAGAACAUACAAACAAUUCGUAAUUUAGCAUGUUUAUUAAGAUGCUAUUGUGUAUGUACAUUAAAACAUUCACUUUUGUUUUCCAAUUUUAACAUUCUGUUAAACACUUGCUUAAGUUCAUAUUAAUUUCGAAUAAAGAUAGACUACUAAUC